Messenger RNA from Coffea arabica (coffee), 3214 nucleotides. NCBI's taxonomy places the organism in Eukaryota, Viridiplantae, Streptophyta, Magnoliopsida, Gentianales, Rubiaceae. The record is from RefSeq and is a predicted model, not a curated record.
UCAAAGUCAAAAGAUUCCGUCAAAAAGCUUCGGGCCUUCUUCAUCUUCCCCUCAAGCAGAGCUUUGACGUUUCUCUUCUCCUCUCCGCUGCCCAAAUCAAAUCCCUAAUUUUAACCAUCAAACCACCUCAAGCUUCGGCUACAGCUCUUACCAAGAACCCACAAGACAAAUCGCUGCGGCUUCUACCAGGAACCCACAAGCUACAGCCGACAGCUAUUGCAGAAAAAGUUCAUCUUCUGCAUUGGGUGAAAAGCUGAGCAGCAAAAUCAUCAUCUUCCUCUCUCAUACUCAUACUACUUUUAUGGACGUAUCGGUCGGUUGGGGGAAGGGCGGCUGCUUUGGUCGCCUGGGAAGUAUGGACGUAUCCAGAGAUUCCAGUGUCAGAAUCAUCGGGAAUGUCUCCCGUUUUUGGGGCUCCGACCAGGCGAGCAAUGCAUGCAAAGCAAGCUGCUGCUGCUGUCUAGUCAACAGACCACAAUCAAUCAGAAAAGCUACAAGAGGGCCGCUGCUUUUGCCGAGACAAGCAACACUGGACUUCUAUUGGCUGCUGCUUCUCCUGACCUCCUUCAACUUCACUACUUUCGUGCUCUCCAAAACCAAUGCUCCCGACGUUUCUGCGCUCAAUGUCAUGUACACCAGCAUGAAUUCUCCGUCCAAACUGGAUGGCUGGAAAUCAAAUGGAGGUGACCCUUGUGGUCAAUCUUGGCACGGAAUCAAAUGUUCAGGCUCCAGUGUAACUGAAAUUGAUCUCUCUGAUUUGGGACUCACUGGAUCAAUGGGCUACCAGCUUUCAAGUUUGACAUCCGUCACUUACUUUGAUUUGAGCAAAAACAAUCUCAAGGGUGAUAUACCGUAUCAACUACCUCCUAACGCACAAUAUAUAGAUCUUUCAAGGAAUGGAUUCAGCGGCAGUGUGCCAUAUUCAAUUUCGCAGAUGAUUAAUCUUGAAUAUUUGAAUCUUAAUAACAAUCAGCUCAAUGGACAGCUGAAUGAUAUGUUCGGACAACUUUCUAAACUCUCUAAGUUGGAUUUGUCUUUCAAUUCAUUUACUGGCACAUUACCCCCGAGCUUUAAAUCCCUCUCAAGCCUCAGCACAUUGCAUUUGCAGAAUAACCAGUUUACCGGUUCAAUAAAUGUCCUUGCCAAUCUUCCACUUGAUGAUUUGAAUGUGGCAAAUAAUCAGUUUACAGGUUGGAUUCCUGAUGAAUUGAAAAGCAUCAAAGAUAUAGAGACUGGAGGAAACUCUUGGUCUUCAGGGCCUGCUCCUCCCCCACCCCCUGGUCAGAAAAGUGAUCCUCAUGCCAGGCAGUCAAAAGAAGAUAUCAAAAAGUCUGGUCUUAGUGGAACAGCCAUUGCAGGAAUAGUUCUGGGUAUUUUGGUAGUGUUUGGUGUCAUAAUCACUUUAUUCUCACGAAAAUCUUCUUCAUCGCAUUUUCUUGAAGAAGAUAGGCUCAGCCGCAAGCAUAGUCCAUUUUCUCCUCUUGCAAUUCAUGAGCUGUCCAAUGAUUUGCCUAAUGAUGUGCAGAACGACUUCAGAGAACGGAAGUCAUUUGGUUCGUCUUCUUCAGUGAAAGUAAAAUGUUUACAGACAUCUGCUUCAAUGAGUCUUGAGACGGGGAAAACUCUGCAAGCAUCUCCUUCUCCAGGUUUUAAGUCAGGAAAAGCAUUGGAAGCCUCUCUUUCAGGAGAUCUUAAUCUCCCACCUUCUGAUUGUGCUAGAUAUACCAAUCAUAAUGAAAUUACAGAUCGUCUAGAAAGGAGCAGUUCAAUUCAUGUCACUUGCUAUUCUCUUUCAGAGUUGCAAAAUGCCACAGGUAACUUUGCAACAGGUCGCCUUCUUGGAGAGGGAUCAAUUGGUCGAGUCUAUAGGGCAAAGCAUGCUGAUGGGAAGGUUUUGGCUGUGAAGAAAAUAGAUUCCUCACUUCUACAAGGUGGACAUGGGGGAAAAUUUAGGGAAGUAAUCACACAUAUCUCUGAACUACGCCACCCAAAUAUUUCAGAACUCGUUGGUUAUUGUUCAGAACAGGGACAGAACAUGAUAAUCUAUGAGUAUUUUAGAAAUGGUUCACUUCAUGAGUUCCUGCACCUGUCAGAUGACUUUAGCAAACCACUUACGUGGAAUACCAGAGUCAAAAUUUCUCUAGGAACAGCUCGUGCUCUCGAGUACUUGCAUGAGGUUUGCUCUCCAUCUUAUGUUCACAAGAACAUAAAGUCUUCUAAUAUUUUGCUUGAUGCUGAACUAAAUCCCCGUCUCUCUGACUGUGGCUUGACAGUUUUCUAUGAGGGAAAAAAUCAGCGGAUGAACAAAAAUCAUGGGAUUGGAUAUAAAGCGCCUGAGUGCACAAAACCUUCAGCUUAUACAUCAAAGAGUGAUAUCUACAGCUUUGGGGUGAUUAUGUUGGAAUUAUUGACAGGUCGAAUGGCUUUUGACAGUUCAAAGCCAAGAAUGGAACAGUUUCUUGUCCGGUGGGCCCCACCUCAGCUUCAUGAUAUUGAUGCCCUGGAGAAAAUGGCUGAUCCUGCCCUGCGUGGGCUGUAUCCGCCCAGAUGUCUUUCUCGUUUCGCAGAUGUAAUUGCUCUGUGCGUGCAGUCGGAGCCAGAAUUUCGGCCACCCAUGUCUGAAGUGGUAGAAGCGUUAGUUCGUUUAGUUCAGUGACCGAGUAUUAAAGCAAAGCGGGGGGGAGGAUCUUGGUUGGUGCAUCUGGUUGGAUGGAUGAUUGUGAAUCACUGAAAUCUGAGACUGGUUUCUCUGAAAACAUCAAAUGAUGGCAACAAAAGAUGUCUAUGGUUUCUGCUGCAGUAGGGACAAUUGUGCUUGUUGUAGAGCUUCCUUGUUUUCUGCGAAUGACGUGACAAAGGUAAAAACUAAGCAAAGCAGCAUAUGAGGUCGUCCGUGGUGUUCUAGGAUUUGCAUCCUUAGCAGUUGAGCAAUCUUAAAAAUUUUUACACGAGUCCCUGUCAGUCACCCGCCCGCUUGCUUGUACACCUUCUUCUUCUUCUUCUUCUUCUUCUUCUUUUUUUGUAUUGAGAAGCUCAUUCCCAAGUUGUGCAAAAGCCAUAGCAAAUUCUACCUACUACUAUUAUUUAUGGCACAAGAAGAAGGUACGGGGACCCUCCCUCCAUAAAUUUCAUUCCACACCAAGUCAAUUGGAUCAGCGGACGGUCCCUGUACAUCGACAGAUGAAUGAAUAAUUCAAUUCAAAUUCUAUACUUG